Messenger RNA from Westerdykella ornata, 1139 nucleotides. RefSeq lists its product as uncharacterized. Gene Ontology annotation, biological process: protein targeting to ER. The transcript is spliced from 3 exons. Gene Ontology annotation, cellular component: signal peptidase complex; membrane. Lineage: Eukaryota; Fungi; Ascomycota; Dothideomycetes; Pleosporales; Sporormiaceae. The record is from RefSeq and is a predicted model, not a curated record. Bases 75 to 809 code for a protein of 244 amino acids.
UCAGCUUCACGACUAUCACCAGCGAAAGCUACCACACCUCUCCAUCCCUCACAAAACUACACCAAUCCACAACCAUGGCGGCACCAUCAACCAAAAUCGCCGUCCACUCCCUCUCCGACCUCAAAAACACCACAGACGACUUCAUCCCCCUCCACCUGCACAACCUCAAGUUCCGCCAAAUCCACACCAAGACCGACGUCCGCCUCGCCCUGGGCUACUCGGCCGUCCUCAUCAGCGCCGCCCUCUUCUACUUUGACUGGAAAUUCGGCUGGGCCGUGACGAAGCCCUGGACGGCUCCCGCAGUGGUCGCGUAUUUUGUCCUGAAUGGCGUGUUUACGUAUUGGGUGUGGUGGGUCGAGAGUGGGCUUGUGUACGAGGGGGUGGGGAAGACGGGGAGGAUCGCAAUCCGCACCUCGACCAAAAAGCACACCCCCAUCUACCACCUAACCGCAACCUUCACCCCCUCCUCCUCCUCCUCUGCGACCCCGCAAACCCUCACCCUCCACCUCCCCUUCACCACCAUCUUCACCUCCGAAGGUUCCUUCGCCCCCAAACCCUUCCAGCAAUUCCUCGCCAGCUCCAUCCCCGUCAUCGGCGCCGCGGACCCGUCCAACGUCGUCGAGGAAAUCGGUCGCGGGAGCGAGACACCAGCACAAGGAGGAGGCGCUUUCAAUGUGAGUGCGAGCAAUGCGGUGGAGAUUUUGGAGCAGUUGAAGAGGAGUGCGCGGGCGAACCAGAGGACGAAGGCUUCGGGGAGUAGUGGUGCGGCGGCAGUGGGGCAAGGGGGCCAGGGGAGGAGGAGGAAGUAGGUGUUUUGGGAUAUGCUCGAGAUGCGAUUCGGAUGGGAUGGGAAUGGAGGCGUGAGCUCGAGUGGAGAGCGGAGGGAGAAGGAUGGCUUCGCUUUCUACGGGAAAGAAAGGUCUACACUUCAGGAUGUAUCAUGAGUGGAAGGGACAUCACGGCAUCUGAAUGGUAUGCUUUGCUGAUCAGUCAUGUGUUCUCAUUUGCAUCGAACAAAGUAUCUGAUCAAGAGGGAUAAUUCCUUGCUACGGAAAUGAAUCGAAUCGCCGAAGCCGUGCAUGCGUUGAUGGUCAAUUUCCAAUCGGACAUGAAAAGGCUGGCAAUAAAAUGAACAUUGG